Messenger RNA from Ananas comosus (pineapple), 4900 nucleotides. Its product is annotated as probable cleavage and polyadenylation specificity factor subunit 1. The coding region runs from base 151 to 4548 and encodes 1465 amino acids. The record is from RefSeq and is a predicted model, not a curated record. Gene Ontology annotation, cellular component: nucleus. Gene Ontology annotation, molecular function: protein binding; nucleic acid binding. NCBI's taxonomy places the organism in Eukaryota, Viridiplantae, Streptophyta, Magnoliopsida, Poales, Bromeliaceae. The transcript is spliced from 26 exons.
CCGCCUAUGUAGUUUUCAUCGUUGUUUCUCCAUAAACGAGUGUGUAGUUCAUUUUCCCUUUCCCUCGCCCCUAAAACCCCGCAAACCUUAAAACCCUAGCGAUUGAUCCGCGCGAGCGAAGAUAAACCCUAGAUCGAACCCCCUUCCGCAAUGAGCUACGCGGCCUUCAAAAUGAUGCAUUGGCCCACGGGGAUCGAGAACUGCGCCGCCGGGUUCUUCACCCACUCCCCAUCCUCCUCCUCCUCCUCCUCCGCCGCCGCCGCGGAGGCGACGGCGGCCGCCGAGAUCCCUCCCCUGCCCGGCGACGAACUCGAGGCGGCGGAGUGGCAGCAGGGGAGGAGGCGACGCGGGGUUGGCGCCGUUCCCGACCUCGUCGUCACGGCGGGGAACGUGCUCGAGAUCUACGUAGUUAGGGCGCAGGAGGACGAGGGGAGAGCCCCUCGGGCCUCCGGCGAGCAGAAGCGCGGCGGCGGAGGCGGCGGCGUUGUCGACGGGAUCUCUGGUGCCCGCCUCGAGCUCGUGUGCCACUAUCGCUUGCAUGGCAAUGUGGAAUCAAUGGCAGUUUUAUCUGUUGGAGCUGAUAAUCGCAGCAACAGAAGAGAUUCUAUUGUCCUAGCAUUCCAAGAUGCAAAAAUCACCGUGUUAGAAUAUGAUGAUUCACUACAUGGACUGCGGACAAGUUCCAUGCACUGUUUUGAAGGGCCAGACUGGCAGUACCUGAAAAGAGGCAGGGAGUCGUUUGCCCGUGGUCCUAUUGUAAAGGCCGAUCCCUCAGGCCGAUGUGGUGGAGCACUUGUUUAUGGGCUUCAAAUGAUUAUUCUUAAAGCUGCUCAGGCUGGGCAGAGUUUAGUUGGAGAUGAUGAGCCUAACAGUGCUGGAGGCACUAUCUCUGUUCGUAUUGAGUCAUCUUAUGUGAUUAAUUUGCGUGAAUUAGACAUGAAUCAUGUCAAAGAUUUCACAUUCGUACAUGGUUAUAUUGAGCCUGUUAUGGUUAUACUUCAUGAAAGAGAGCCUACAUGGGCUGGCCGUAUCUCAUGGAAGCACCACACAUGCAUGAUUUCUGCGCUUAGCGUCAGCACAACUUUGAAACAACAUCCGAUGAUAUGGUCUGCAUCUAAUCUUCCACAUGAUGCAUACAAACUUCUUGCGGUGCCUUCACCAAUUGGCGGUGUUCUUGUGAUCUGUGCAAACUCCAUACACUAUCACAGUCAGUCCGCAUCUUGCUCUCUGAGUCUCAACAGUUUCUCAUCGCAGCCGGAUGGCAGUCUUGAAAUGCCUAAAUCGAACUUCGCUGUGGAGCUUGAUGCAGCUCAUGCAACAUGGUUAUCACAUGAUGUUGCUAUGUUCUCAUCAAAGACUGGAGAAUUACUAUUGCUCACCUUGGUCUAUGAUGGAAGAAUUGUGCAGAGACUUGAUCUUGUGAAAUCCAAAGCUUCAGUUUUGACCUCGGGUUUGACAACUAUUGGGAGUUCAUUCUUCUUCCUUGGCAGUCGCCUGGGAGACAGCCUCCUUGUGCAAUAUAGCUGCGGGACGUCAGUGCCAACUUCUAGCCAAGUGAAAGAUGAGGCUACUGAUAUUGAUGGUGAUGUCCCUUCAGCAAAGCGAUUAAGAAGGAUGUCUUCAGAUGCUUUACAAGAUGUUACCAGUGUUGAGGAGCUGUCUUUGUAUAAUAAUGCUCCGAACAGUUCAGAGUCAGCACAGAAGUCCUUCUCAUUCGCGGUUAGAGAUUCGUUAAUUAAUGUUGGCCCGUUGAAGGAUUUUUCUUAUGGUUUAAGGAUCAAUGCAGAUCCCAAUUCCACAGGACUUGCUAAGCAGAGCAACUAUGAGUUGGUAUGCUGUUCCGGUCAUGGAAAAAAUGGAGCCCUUUGUGUUCUCCAACAAUCAAUUCGCCCUGAGCUGAUUACCGAGGUGGUGUUAGCUGGCUGCAAGGGGAUAUGGACUGUAUACCAUAAAAGCUCACGCGGUCAUGCAACUGAUUCUUCUAAAACAAUGACAGAGAAUGAUGAAUAUCAUGCAUAUCUUAUAAUAAGCCUGGAGAGUCGUACAAUGGUUCUUGAGACAGCUGAUGAUUUGGGAGAGGUUACUGAAACUGUUGAUUAUUAUGUACAUGGAAGUACAAUUGCUGCAGGUAACUUAUUUGGAAGGAGACGAGUUAUUCAGAUAUACGCAAAGGGUGCACGUAUACUAGAUGGUUCUUACAUGACCCAGGAAUUGAAUUUUGUUGCACAUAAUUCUGAGCAAACGUCUAGCGAAUUGCCGACAGUGGCGUCUGUUUCUAUAGCUGAUCCUUAUGUGUUAUUGAAAAUGACUGAUGGAAGCAUUCAAUUGCUCCUUGGAGAUCCUGCCGCUUGCACUGUUUCUCUUAAUGCCCCUGCUAUAUUUUCAAGCUCAACAGAACCAAUAUCUGCAUGUACACUUUAUCAUGAUAAAGGACCGGAACCGUGGCUUCGAAAGACGAGCACUGAUGCAUGGCUUUCUACUGGUGUUGCCGAGCCAAUUGAUGGGAAUGAUGGAUCAUAUCAUGACCACGGUGACAUAUAUUGUUUAGUUUGUUAUGAAAAUGGCAAACUUGAAAUUUUCGAUGUGCCUAGCUUUAAAAGUGUUUACUCUGUGGACAACUUUGUUUCUGGAAAGACUUAUCUGGCGGAUACAUAUACUAAAGACCCCAACAAAUAUCCUGAUACUAAAGGCUAUCUAAAUAAGGAACCAGUGCAGAAUAUGAGAGUGGUCGAGCUGGCUAUGCAAAGGUGGUCUGGCCGAUACAGUCGUCCUUUUCUUUUUGGAAUGCUGAGUGAUGGGACAAUUCUUUGCUACCAUGCUUACUUUUACGAGGGUACAGAAAAUGCUGUAAAAGGUGGAGAUCCAGUUUCCCCUCGUGGUUCUGCGGACACAAGUAGUAUGAGCAUUUCAAGGCUGAGAAAUUUGAGAUUUCUUCGUGUUUCUAUUGAUAUCACUACACGAGAAGAAAUGUUGAAUGCUGUGAGUAGGCCAAGAAUUACUGUAUUUAAUAAUGUGGGAGGCUAUCAAGGUUUGUUUCUUAGUGGUUCAAGGCCAGCAUGGCUCAUGGUCUGCAGAGAACGGAUUCGGGUACAUCCGCAGCUAUGCGAUGGUUCCAUAGCAGCUUUUGCUGUUCUUCACAAUGUAAAUUGCAAUCAUGGUCUUAUAUAUGUUACAUCACAGGGUUACCUAAAAAUUUGUCAGCUGCCGUCGUCAUUUAACUAUGACAACCACUGGCCAGUUCAAAAGAUUCCUUUGCUGGGCACUCCACAUCAAGUCACCUAUUAUGCCGAAAAGAAUCUAUAUCCACUUAUUUUAUCUGUUCCUGUUAUCCGUCCUUUAAAUCAGGUCCUUUCAUCUCUGUUGGAUCAAGAAAUGAGCCAGCAGAUAGAUAACGACAACUUCAAUUCUGAUGAUCUGCAAAAGACUUAUAGUGUUGAUGAAUUUGAGGUCCGAAUAUUGGAGCCAGAUAAAUCUGGUCACUGGGAUACUAAGGCUACUGUUCCAAUGCAGACCUCUGAAAAUGCCCUUACAGUCCGCAUUGUUACGUUAUUUAAUACAACAACAAAAGAGAAUGAAUCUCUCAUGGCCAUUGGCACUGCUUAUGUGCAAGGAGAGGAUGUAGCUGCUCGUGGACGAGUGCUUCUGUUUUCUUUUGCCAAAACUAAUGAGAGCUCCCAAAAUCUGAUUUCAGAAGUCUACUCUAAGGAGCUGAAGGGUGCCGUCUCAAAUUUAGCAUCUCUUCAGGGUCACUUGCUUAUAGCUUCUGGUCCAAAAAUCACCUUGCAUAAAUGGACUGGUUCUGAGUUGAAUGGUGUUGCUUUCUAUGAUGCUCCACUGCAUGUUGUGAGCUUGAACAUUGUCAAGAAUUUCAUCUUGUUUGGCGACGUUCAUAAAAGCAUAUAUUUCCUUAAUUGGAAGGAGCAAGGUGCUCAACUAAGCUUGCUAGCAAAAGAUUUUGGACCUUUAAAUUGCUAUGCAACUGAGUUCUUGAUUGAUGGUAGCACAUUGAGCCUUGUCGUAUCGGAUGAUCAAAAGAACAUUCAGAUCUUCUAUUAUGCACCAAAAAUGUUGGAGAGCUGGAAAGGGCAGAAGCUUUUGUCAAGGGCAGAGUUUCAUGCCGGGGCCCUUGUAUCGAAGUUCUUGCGGUUACAGAUGCUUCCCACUUCCUCUGAUCGAUCAGGUGCAACUGUGCCUGGCUCCGAAAAGACCAACCGUUUUGCUCUUCUGUUUAGCACGCUGGACGGUAGCAUCGGCUGCAUCGCACCGCUUGAGGAGCUCACAUUCCGUCGGCUUCAGACUCUGCAAAGGAAACUAGUUGAUGCUGUUCCUCAUGUUUGCGGCCUGAAUCCUAGAUCAUUCCGGCAGUUCCAUUCUAACGGGAAAGCACAUCGCCCUGGUCCCGAUCAUAUGGUGGACUUUGAGCUUCUUUCUCAUUAUGAGAUGCUGCCAUUGGAGGAACAGCUGGAAAUUGCUCACCAAAUCGGAACGACCCGGUCGCAGAUCCUUUCCAAUUUUAAUGAUCUCUCACUGGGAACGAGUUUUCUGUGAGCAUCUCUUGCAACUGAAAUGUUCUAGAGGAUUAUACAACCUUCCUGUAACGUUUGAGGUCAAACACACUGUCAACAUAGGAGCCGAUUCUGUUUGGUCCAUGGUGCCCCCAACCUUUUGUUCUACAAAGCGAAUGCUCUGUUUUUUGAUCCUUGCGUACGGCAUCAAGUAGUCGAAACAGUUCUUUAGGGGUUUGCACUGACUUGGGCUGCCUGUAACUUAUUACAUUGUCAAUUGAAAACCUCUGUAUAGUUAAUCCUAACCUUAAUUCCUUGCUACUCUCUCUCUAGUUUAUGAUGUUUUUAUGUGCUUAUAUCUUGCAAUUUGAACCAGGAGAAGUGAACUACCUUAA